Anoplopoma fimbria (sablefish) is the source of this 526-nucleotide messenger RNA. It is a transcript of the gene ss18l2, whose product is annotated as ss18, like 2. The coding region runs from base 45 to 338 and encodes 97 amino acids. The transcript is spliced from 4 exons. Gene Ontology annotation, biological process: positive regulation of transcription by RNA polymerase II. Gene Ontology annotation, molecular function: transcription coactivator activity. Lineage: Eukaryota; Metazoa; Chordata; Actinopteri; Perciformes; Anoplopomatidae. The record is from RefSeq and is a predicted model, not a curated record. Gene Ontology annotation, cellular component: nucleus.
GAAGAAGAAGAAGAAGAAGAAGAAGAAACAGCAUCUACACGAAUAUGUCGAUUGUCUUUGUGCCAAAGAAACUACGAGGGAAGGCGAAAAUCAACCAAGAAACAAUACAGAGGUUGCUGGAUGAGAACGACCAGUUGAUCCGAUGCAUCGCUGAAUACAUGCAGAAAGGCCGAGCAGUGGAGUGUGUGCAAUACCAACAGAUCCUGCACCGCAACAUCGUCUAUUUGGCAACUAUAGCUGAUGCCAGUCCAGACAGCAUGCCUCCCUCCACACAUUCUACAUCUAAUGAAACGUCAGCUUCAACACCCACUGUGAAUGGGAACGGUGGGACAUCAUGAUGGCAGCUUCCAUCACAUAUGUUUAUCAUAACUAUUAUUGUUUUUCAAUAAUGUUACCCAUGCAAGGAUUAUUGAUUACUCCAAUUCAGUAAUGCUACAAUGAAGAUCAAUAUAAUGCGGAUCAAUUCUGUAAAUUCUAAAUACAAUUUUUUUGUUUGGGCUGUACAUUAAAAUGUUUUCUAUUUUUC